AUGUGGUAAUUGCCAAAGAUGAAAUUAUUAUAAAUAUAUGCACAUUACAUAAAAUGUUUGUCAGUGACUUUAACUUAUAUUGUGCAAAAUAUGUUGAAGGCUGCCCGAAGGCAAUUCAACAGACGUUCUGGUCAACUUUUAGCAUGGCUCGAGAACUUGCUUCAUUUAAUAACAAAUUAUAUCCAGAAGAACUUGAUGAUGCAUUUGCAACAUGCACAUUAUUAGGCACGUCGAUAUUAAAAAAUUGGUUCGUAGGAAAGGAUGAAAUCAUAAAUAUAUAUAGUUCAAACAAUACAGUUCCAGAAUUGUAUGAUUUCUAUAAAGAUCAUAACAUAUUUGAAGCAAAAAAAUUAAUUCCUAUUAUCACAAACUUGCAACAACGUGUUACGGAAUUAAUCGUAAUGUGGCCUGAACAUGCAAUACUUCACCAAAUUAAUAAUAUUUGCGAAAGGAUCAAGGGAUUCAAUUUAAAUUCACCUAUUGCAAAAUUCCUUACAGGAUUAGAAAUUUUAUUACAAAAAACUGAAGAUUGGGAAACGUAUGCUAGUAGAGAUACAACAAUUAAACCAUAUCAAAAAGAAAUUAUUGGACUUAUUAUUCAAUGGAGGCAACUUGAAUUGACUUGCUGGCCAAAGUUACUGGCGGUACAAGAAAAAUAUUAUGAAUUAUCCGCAUCCAAAUGGUGGUUCCACCUCUUUAACUGUAUAAUUCUGCCCAUAGAUAAUCUUAAAAAGCAAUCAUCUUACGAUAGAACAACUGCAAUUUUCCAACAGCACAUAAAUGAAAUUGUUCGCACUCUUGAUCAAUUCCUGCAAUCGUCGAAAUAUGGUGACUUUAAAUCUCGGCUCGAAUUAAUCCGUUGUUUCUACGAACAUCUUUGUAUAUUGGAUCAUUUUUCAAAAGUUAAUGCGCAUAAUAAUUCAAGUGAUGAAACGUAUAAAUCGCUUUAUAAACAAGCAGCUGAUGUGCUUUGGAACGUCUACAAGUACUAUUCCCAAUUUCUUUAUGAACUUGACAAUGCAUUAGUUGAUAUGCGUAAGCCUAUAGAAAAAGACCUUGGUCAAUUCGUAAAGAUUGCUAGUUGGAAAGAUAUAAAUAUUUAUGCCUUAAAGCAAAGUGCCCAAAAAACCCAUCGACACUUAUCGAGAUGUAUUCGAAAAUAUCGAGAUGUACUUGAUAGGCCAGUUACUGAUAUUAUAGCAUCCUGUCAAACGAUUUUCCCCAAGAGCCAGUUAGGAAGUAACAGUUCCAAUUCUGUUGAAUAUUGUACGUACGAUUGCCCGGAAAAUUGGUUUCCGAACACUAUUCCUAUUGAUCCUCCUGCAACGACAUUAGAGCUACAAAUAGAAUUAUGCAAAGAAGUAUUACCUGCACCUGACCGAUUCAUAAACAUCGACAAAACCUUGAAAAAAUUCCGUUAUUAUUGUCUUAAUGAUAUUUUCUUAUAUAGGCCACUUAGUAAAAAACCUAUUCUCGAUGAUUUUGCUACAGAAAUUAUUGCGCGAAUAAAAACGCUUCAAGAACAAACACAUUACAUAAUGGAUAAAGACAAAAAAAACUAUAUCAUAAAUCUUAAAUUGGUAAAGAAAAAAUCUUUAGUUGAUCUUUUAAAAGAAUUGAAAAGGAUCGGAUUGCGCAAAUUUCCAAAUACAAAGGUUAUAAAGCAACAACAAGAUCUGGUUGGCUAUACUUUUCAACUCCCUAGAAUUCAAAUAACCAAAUCAUUGUAUGAAACUGUAGAAUCCUUACUCCAUAAGGACGAGCCCACAUCAAAACCUCCAACUAUGCAUAUUUUCAUACCAAUUUUGCAAAAAGCUGAUGAUUAUUAUUACCGAAUUAUUGCUCAAAUGACACAUCUUCGACAAAUAUCCACAACUCAUUCUAAGGAUCUUUCACUUCAAGAAGUACAGAAAGGAUUAGGUUUUUUAGAAGACUUAUUAUGUUUGUUAAUAGAAGAAAGAAGAUCCUUGUGCGAAUUAGAACAAGAGUACAUUGGACUUUCGGGAGUCAUGGUACAAUUAGGCUCAAUAUAUUCAGCAUACAAUUCCCAUCGCUUAAAUGCUAAAGACUGUGGAUUAGUGUGUCUCGAUUCUUUCGAUGAAAAAAGUGUGUGGAAUAUCAAAAUGCUCUUAGAUGAUAUAGAAUGCAUGUUAUUACAUUCACGCUUACUAUUUAAUAUUCAAAAACAAUUCUCAAAACGUGAAGUUUCUUUUGAAUAUGAAGAGAUUAGUCAUAAUAUUGGUAAUUUGCUUGAGAUAAUCUCUGCAGCUCGAAAGAGAUUUAUUUGUGUAUUCGACAGGAUCGUUCUAUAUCCUGACUAUGCAAACGGAAGUGCUGUAAUUAUAACUCAGGAUAUUAUACAAAUGGCCAAGAAUGAGAUUCAUAUAAUUAAUACUUUGUAUACAUAUGUUAAAGAUCUAUGCUCUCGGCAUUUGGAUCUUUCACACAUUUUCCAACCGCUUUGUGAAUACAUAACUUCUAAAAAUAACCUAUUUCAAUUUUCGAAACAAGAUAAUUAUACGCAUCCAAGCUUAAAUAAAGAAACAAAGUUAACUCUCGGACGAAUUGUUCACAAAAUCAACAAUUUACUUGAUGAGAUCCUACUAUGUAUCCAAAAUUUAAGAAAACUGUCCGCUCAAAACGACAUUCAUCACCAACAUCAAGAAGACAUGUGUGAUGGUUAUAUCCGCUAUGAACAUGAAUGCUAUCUAAACUUUUUAAAGAAACUGCAAUUAAAAAUUACUUUGGAUCAUUUCAAUGAGAUCCAUUCACAACUUUCUGAAUUAAUGGAUGAUAAUAGAUUUAAAAAUGAUAUUUGUCAGGAUUUAAUUUCAUGUUUAUUACAAAGAAUCUUUCCAUUUAUUCAGCAGCACUUUAUAAUCGUUAAUGGAUUUAUGAUAAAUUUCAUUUUACAUCAUAAAUCAUUGUGUAAACUCUCAUUGGUACUUUGUAACUCUUUUGUAACCAUAUUCACAAAAGGAUUCUGCAUGCCGGAAACAGAAAUGAAAGAUGAUGAACCAGGAGAUAUUGAUGAUAAUGCACAAGGAACUGGUAUUGGUGAAGGUGAUGGCACAAAAGAUGUGAGUGACGAAAUUGUCAAUGAAGAGCAAGUGCUGGGAACUCAGAAUCAGGCUGAGAAGUUAUCAGGCGAGCCAACUAAUCCAAACAUAGAAAAUAAUGGAAUUGAAAUGGAAAAUGACUUUGAAGGAACACUAGAAAGUACUGAACAACUUGACGAUACGGAUUCAUCUCAGGAGGACGAUGACUUGUCGAAUUUGGAUGAGCAAAUUGGCAAUCUUGAUGAUGACGACCAAAACGUUGACGAAAAAAUGUGGGGAGAUGGUACACCCGAACAUGAGGAUAGUGGAGAAGUUGUUGAUCAAAUGCAUAAACAAUCUGACCCAAAAGGUGAAAUGGAUAUUGUUGCAAAAGAAAAUUAUAGCGAUUCUAAACAGGAAUCACAUCAAUCCAAACAGUCAGGUGAAGAAAGUUUGAGUGGAGCCGAAGAAGAAAUUUCAAGUGAACAAAAUGAACAAAAUGAUGAUGAAUACGACAUGCAAAUUAAUGAUCAAACUAAGAUUGAAUUUGAUAUUCCUUCGGCUGAAAAUUUAGAGCUUCCAAAUGAUAUGAAUAUAGAUGAUCCUGAAGAUGAAUUUGACAAUCAAGACAAUGGAAAUGAAGUUCUUGAUGAUUAUGCUGAUAACCUUGACAAUGAUGAUCUUUCCAACAUGCAUAUAGAUGAACCUGAACUUGACGCCAUCCAAGAACCUUUCACGGAAGAUCAAGACGAUAGUAAAUCUGUCAAUUCAUUGGUAACUGAGACUAUGGUAGAUGAACCAGACAGCACUAAUGAUAUGAAUGAUAUUGACGGACAAUCAGAUAAAAUGGAUGAUAUUGACGGACAAUCAGAUAAAAUGGAUGAUAUUAACGGACAAUCAGAUAAAAUGGAUGUUAUUGACGGACAAUCAGAUAAAAUGGAUGUUAUUGACGGACAAUCAGGUAAAGCGACUGCUAUCCCAGAAGAAAGAUCUCGUAAAGUCUCACAAGAGCAUCUCACGAAAGAUCAAGACGAUAAUAAAUCUGUCAAUUCAUUGAUAACUGAGACUAUGGUAGGUGAACCAGACUGCACUAAUGAUAUGGAUGGUAUUGACGGACAAUCAGGUAAAGUAACUGCUAUCCCAGAAGAAAGAUCUAGUAAAAACCUUGAAACUUGUCAAGAAAGGCUGAACUGUAAUUUAAAGGAUGUCAAUCCCCAUAGGAGUCUUGGUGAUGCUCUUGAACAAUGGCAUCGGAGACUUGAAAUAAUUGAUGAAAAUUCGAGCUCCCAAUUUAAACAAAACAAUGAUCUUCAAAGUAACAUAGAGCAAAAAUUAAACGAAAGUAAAAAUUUUGAAUAUAUAAAAGAUGAUGAUGUUGCUCAUGAUCUUCAGGUGAUGGCUGCAGCCACUGAAGAUCAAUUAAAAGCGGUUGAAACAAUUGAUCAAACUUGUAAUUAUGAAUCUGCUUACGAAGACAAAGAGAUCGAAGAUUCCAUUAAUAUUCAAAAUGACAAAACUAUAUGUGAUGACACGGGUAGUUUACGACAGGAACUUGAAAUUAAAUUGUCAGAAUGGCGGCAGUCCGAUCGAAACAGUACCAAAGCAAGAGAACUCGGGCAAAAAGAUGAAAACCUUACUUAUGAUACCAUUAAUAUUCAAAAUAACAAAUCUAUCCGUGAUGACACAGAUAGUUUACGACAGGAACUUGAAAUUAAAUUGUCGGAAUGGCGGCAGUCCGAUCGAAACAUUACCAAAGCAAGGGAACUCUGGCAAAAAUACGAAAACCUUACUUAUGAUUUGGCUAAUGGUCUUUGUGAACAAUUGCGAUUAAUUCUAGAGCCUACCCUUGCCACGAAAUUAAAAGGAGAUUACCGGACUGGCAAAAGGCUCAAUAUGAAAAAGAUUAUACCGUAUAUUGCCAGUAAUUUUAAAAAGGAUAAAAUUUGGCUUCGCCGCACAAAACUAAGCAAACGACAAUAUCAAGUCAUGAUAGCAGUCGACGAUUCAAAAUCAAUGAAUGAAACUCGUUCGAUUCAACUCGCCUAUGAGACAUUAGCUUUGAUAUCUAAAGCAUUAUCGCAACUCGAAGUUGGUGAUAUUUCUGUUGUUAGUUUCGGAGAAAAGGUGCAAUUACUUCAUCCCUUUGAUCAACCGUUUAGCAGCGAAGCAGGGGCACAACUUAUACAUCAAUUUACAUUUGAACAAAACAAGACCUACGUCAGAUCAUUAAUGGAAGCAUCUAUCGAGCUUUUGGAACGUGCCAGAAACAGAUAUAAUGGUGUAGCACAGAGGAAAGAGUUAUGGCAACUUCAACUAAUAGUAUCAGAUGGUGUAUGUGAAGACCAUGAAACUCUUAAAUCUCUUGUCAGAAGAGCAACUGAGGCACAAAUAAUGGUUGUAUUUAUAAUUGUUGAUAACAAAUCAGAAAAAGAUUCUAUAACAUCGAUGAAUCAAGUCAAGUAUAAAUCGGUAAAUGGGAUAAUGACACUUAGUAUGGAACGAUAUCUAAAUACCUUUCCGUUCGAAUAUUAUGUGAUUUUAAGAGAUAUCAAUGCACUGCCAGAAAUUCUUGCUGAUACACUCAGACAAUAUUUUAAAUUAAACAAAGCUUUCUUCGGUUAUAUUUGUUUAUACAAGGGUCAUGGAACUGGAAUAUCCUAUUAG
Molecule: messenger RNA, 5702 nt
Organism: Racocetra fulgida
Lineage: Eukaryota; Fungi; Glomeromycota; Glomeromycetes; Diversisporales; Gigasporaceae
Source: the annotation of a GenBank genome assembly